AUGGGUUAGUUGAAUAAAAUCGAUUAGAAUUUAUUAGUUAAUCAUUAGAUGUAGGAUUUUAGAUUAUAUAUAUAAAAAGUGGAAUAAAAAUUAUGUAAGAAUUAUUUAAAAUAAAGUUUUAGAGAGAUGGAAAGUUAUCCAUAGUUGUAUUCAAAGGAUAGAUUAGAAUAGUUUAAGAUAAAAUACAAAGAUUUUAUCUAAUUAGAUGUUUAAAAGGAGAUUCAUUGUGGGAUUAUAAAUUUAGAUGAAUUACACAUAGCAGGUAUAAUAUAUUUAUUUAAUUAUAGCCAAGCUUCUAUAAUAAGGAGAAUUAGUAGCAUUUCCAACUGAAACUGUUUAUGGAUUAGGAGCAAAUGCUAAAAAUGCUUAAGCUAUAUUGAAUAUUUUCAAAGCAAAGAAAAGACCAUUAAGUGAUCCUUUGAUUGUUCAUGUUCAUGAUAAGAAUAAUCUCUAUACAGAUAAGCCAGAUUAUGUUGAUUAAUUUGCAGAAUUAUUUUGGCCAGGACCUUUUACAAUAGUUUUAAAGUAUAAGAUUAAAAAAUAUACUAGAUCGACUUAAUUAGAGACCACAGAAAUUUUAUCAGCGGGGACAGGGUCAAUAGGAAUAAGGUAAUAAAUUGUUUAAAUAUAUUUUAUAGGAUUCCAAAUAAUGAGAUUGCUUUAGAAUUGUUAAAGUUAGCAAAUAUUCCUAUUGCUGCACCUUCUGCAAAUUUAUUUACUCAUAUAUCCCCUACAAGUGCAGCUCAUGUUUUUAAUGAUUUUUAUGAUUAAAGAGUUCAUAUUAUAGAUGCUGGUAGAUGUGAUAAUGGUAUUGAAAGUACAGUAAUAAAACCAUUGGGAAAUGAAUUACAUAUAUUAAGAUUAGGAAGUUUGGCUAAAGAUACUAUUUUAAAUAAAAUAAAUUAAAGUGAAUCAUUGAAACAUUUCGCUAUUAAAUAUGAAAAUAAAUAUAUGUAGAUUGAAGAAAAUGAAGAAGACAUUGAAAAAGAAUUAUAAGAUUUAUAACAUUUAGAUCGUAAAAGUUCAAUGGAAGCUCCUGGAUAAUUUUUAAAACAUUAUUCAGCUAGAAUCAAUUCAUUUAUUCUUACAUUCAAAUCUAUUAAUGCAUUUUAAGAAAUUGAUAUAAAUUUAAAAGAAACUGUGAUCAUUGAUUUUGGGUCAGAAUUAAGAAAUAGAAUUGCUAAUUUUGAUGGUAUUAUAAUAAUAAUUAUAUAGAAACUAAAUAUAAGACUUUAUCACUUAAUUAUGAUGCUAAAGAAGCUAUGUUUAAUCUAUAUGAUUUAUUAAGAUGGGCUGAAAUACAAUAAGGGGCUUAAUAAAUUUUACUUUAUGAUUUUGAUACUGAAAUCAAUCAUCAAAUUUUACAUCAUGAAAAUAUACUCUCCUUACAAGAUAAAAUAUUUCGCUCAGCCUCUGGUUAAAAGAUUUACUAUUAAAAUAAUAAAUUUUAUUUGUGCUAGUGA
Molecule: messenger RNA, 1463 nt
Organism: Paramecium sonneborni
Lineage: Eukaryota; Ciliophora; Oligohymenophorea; Peniculida; Parameciidae
Source: the annotation of a GenBank genome assembly